AACCGAAUGUCUUGAAUGUCAACAUCUCAGCUUUUCUCUAGUCUUUCUGUCGCCAAAAAAUCCCAAGCGUCAUUCCAAUACUGCUGAAUACAUACAGACUGCUGAGAAAUAAAGAACACAGAUGAGAAACAUGUCUUACCUGAUUGGGACUGUUGACUGAAAGCUCUAAUAAAGAAUGCAGUGUCACCGUACUCUUACUUCCAGUCAAGUCAGAUCUGUGAGCGAGGAACUAUUCAUUGCAAUAUUACAAUGGAAGAAGUGUUCUGUGUUGAAGAUGAGGUGAAGAAGGCAUCGUCUAUGUCUAAACACCUCUGGCGGAAAGAGGAUUUACAACCUGAUUUGCAUGCAGCAGAGAAAUCAGCCCAAUGCUACAACCGUGAUAUGGCACAAGGUACUGUCGUGACUAGUAGGCUGCAGAGACACUGUCAGAGACUGCAUACAAGCGUGCAACCUUGCGAGUGUGAACAGUGUGAUAAAUCCUUUCUGGGUCUUGCUAAACACACACCGCAUGCGUGUGCCAAGGCAAAUGAGAUAGUAUACCAGUGCACACACUGUUCACAGUCGUUCACUAUAGAAUGUCGUUUAAAAAAUCACGUAUGUGUUCAUGUUGCCAGUGACCAUUGCAAGUUUACACCUACAGUACAGAGUACAAGCCAACAUGAAAUUUUCUCAGAUGAUUUGCAAAACAACUUUCCCAUGGAAACGUUGGUAAGCACCGAAGAUGAUCAUGGAAUGAAAACUUUGCAGUAUGAAAUACCUGGGAAAAGUGUUUUGCGUGAAUUCCAUUGUGAGGCACCUAUGGAGGAAAGCCAUAGCAAUGUUACUGGUAAUAUGGAAGAGGGACAAUCAUCUCUUGAAAAAUCAUUACAAUGCAAAAACAAAUUUUUACGUGAAUCUCAAUAUGACAUUCAUGCAAAUACAGUUCCACCUGCUGUUUUUUAUGAAAAACACCCAGAACAAAAACAUUCUAGAACAAGAGAAAAAGUCUUACAGUGCGGACAAUGUGGUAAAAGAUUUGCAAGUCAAAAUCAACUGAAAGUACAUAUGCGUAUUCACACUGGUGAAAAACCAUUCCAGUGUGAAGUUUGCAAGAAGUGUUUUGCCUACUCUAACGUUCUGAAAAUACACAUGGGUACACACUCACGAAUAAGGCCGCACCAGUGUGGCAUGUGUGGAAAAAGCUAUGUUGUACCAAGUCAACUGAAAACUCAUAUGAAGUCUCAUAUGAGGGAAAAACAAUACCAAUGUAGGCAGUGUAAAAAGCUUUUUCCUUUAUUAAGUCAAUUAAAUUUACACAAGAAAACACAUACUAAAGAGAGUGUAUUUCAUUGCAAACAAUGCCAGAAAAGCUUUUCUCAGCGGCGACGACUUGAAGCACACAUGAAAGUUCACAAUGACGAGAAACCAUAUCAGUGUGACCACUGCGAGAAGAGGUAUGCGCAGCAAACUCAGUUGAAAGUGCACAUGAGAACUCAUACCGGUGAAAAACCAUUCCAGUGUGAAAUAUGCAGGAAGAGCUUUGCCUAUUCACACGUAUGGAAGAUACAUAUGGGCACACAUACACAGGAGAGACCACAUCAGUGUGUACUGUGUGGAAAAAGUUAUGUACUUCCAAGUCAGCUUCGUGCUCAUAUCAAGACUCACACUGGGGAAAAACCACACCAAUGUAGACAAUGUGGAAAACGUUUUUUAUUACCAAGUCAGUUGAAUACACACAUGAAAAUGCAUGAGAAAUCUUUAUUUCAAUGUGCGCAGUGUCAUGAAAGCUUUACUUCUCAAAACCGUCUUGAAGGACAUGCUAAGAUGCAUUUGGAAAAUCCUAUUGAAAUUCUCAGUACAUGUAUGGUCACUGAAGAGGCCCCUCUAAAUGAAACAUUACAUGGGACAGAUUUCAUCGUGAACCGUUCCUUGGGAUGUUUUUUAAGAAAGCACGUAUGA
Messenger RNA from Saccoglossus kowalevskii, 1938 nucleotides. Its product is annotated as zinc finger protein 14-like. The record is from RefSeq and is a predicted model, not a curated record. Lineage: Eukaryota; Metazoa; Hemichordata; Enteropneusta; Harrimaniidae.